Molecule: messenger RNA, 1767 nt
Organism: Cryptomeria japonica (Japanese cedar)
Lineage: Eukaryota; Viridiplantae; Streptophyta; Pinopsida; Cupressales; Cupressaceae
Product: LEAF RUST 10 DISEASE-RESISTANCE LOCUS RECEPTOR-LIKE PROTEIN KINASE-like 2.4
Exons: 3
Coding region: 1-1767 (588 amino acids)
Biological process (GO): protein phosphorylation
Molecular function (GO): ATP binding; polysaccharide binding; protein kinase activity
Source: RefSeq, a predicted model, not a curated record
AUGCUUCCUCUGAGUCUUCAGUUUAGUGUUAUUCUCUAUGCCAUUUUAUUUCGUCUCUCGCUAUGUGUUGACCCGCAGUACGAAUAUUGCAAACGCAAUCAAACAUGUGGAAACACAAAUUUCAGGUUUCCAUUUGGCGUAGGAAAUCGUAGUUGUGGUCUGCUAGGUUUUCAGAUCGACUGUGUGGAUAAAAUCCGUCCAGUAAUUGAACUAGGGAGGCAGCAGUACACAAUAUUACAGAUUUUCAAUGCUAAUCAAACUUUCACGAUGACAAAUGACAAGAAUUUCCAGCAUUGUGAAUUUAUCAAUUUGAUCGAAUUAUCCUGGGAUUCAGGAUACAGAGUUUUUAAUGUGAUCAACAUAGAAAACGCAAGUCUGUUGGUAUACCAGUGUGAUGAGAAAUGUGUGCUCUACGGAUCUUAUCCAGAAGGGUAUCUAAAUGUGUCAUGUUUUCCAAGAAUGGUGACUCUUCAAGUGCAAACAGUGCAAUGGACUUUUGCCAGCGAACUAGAGCAGAAGUGUAGACCUUGUGAAAAAACGAGGGGUUUUUGUGGGUUUAACUUUACCUAUUCAAGAGAUUUCUUCUGCUUUUGCCAGGACGGACCUCAGGCAAGUCAAUGCCCCCCAGGCAAAGCUGGAAAAAGAGCUGUAAUAGGUGUGGCCAUUGGAACGGUCAGCUUGCUGACAAUUGCGGCACUGGCUGGAAUUUUCUAUAGAAAGUCAAGGACUACUUCCGACGUGGAGCGAUUCCUUCAUGAUCAUGUUGAUGAAAUGCCCAGAAGAUAUUCAUACUCUCAACUGAAGAAGAUCACCAACAAUUUUACAGAAAAACUUGGAGAAGGGGCUUUCGGCGUGGUUUACAAAGGUAAGCUCCUGAGUGGUACUUUGGUGGCUGUUAAAAUUCUUGAUCAAUCAAGACACAGCGAGAGUCAGUUCAUGAGCGAAGUCGCAACACUUGGGCGGAUCCAUCACAUUCAUUUGGUUCGCCUGAUGGGGUACUGCUUUGAAAAACCCAGAAGCGCACUUAUGUAUGAGUACAUGGCCAAUGGGUCUCUGGAUAAGUUUAUAUUUGCAGGAAAGGAGAAGACCCAAAUGCUCAAUUGGGAUCGAUUGUACUCAAUUGCUUUGGGAGCAGCUCGUGGGAUCGCGUAUUUACACCAAGAUUGCAAUAGAUGCAUCAUCCAUUUUGAUAUUAAGCCUCACAAUAUAUUACUGGACGAUGAGUUCACGCCCAAAGUAGCUGAUUUUGGUCUGGCUAAAUUGUGUGUGAAGGGGCAGAAUCACAUAUCAAUUACGGCAACCAGAGGGACGUUGGGAUAUGUUGCACCAGAGACGUGGUCAAGAAAUAUGGGACCUGUGACGGACAAAUCAGAUGUUUACAGUUUUGGAAUAGUGUUGCUGGAGAUUGUUGGAGGCAGAAACAAUCUUGAUGUACAGUUAGGCCGCUACAGUCAAUUUGAAUUUCUGCAGUGGGCAUUCAAAUUGAUAGAGUGUGGAGAAUUGGAAAAGAGGUUAAAGGGAGUAAAAACAGAGAGAGGAUAUGAAGAAGAGGAGAAGGCAGUAAGGCUGACAAAAGUGGGACUGUGGUGCAUUCAACAUAAUUCUAUGAAUCGGCCAUCGAUGAACAGGGUGGUACAAAUGUUGGAAGGAAAUGGUGAUGAUGUAAGUAAUCCUCCAUUCCCCUGCGACUUCUUCAAUUCACCAGAACCGCCAUUGGUUUCACAGGAAGAAUCUCUAGUCGUUGGAGGAGUUAGUGAAGUGGUGUAA